Molecule: messenger RNA, 1154 nt
Organism: Octopus sinensis (East Asian common octopus)
Lineage: Eukaryota; Metazoa; Mollusca; Cephalopoda; Octopoda; Octopodidae
Product: acetylcholine receptor subunit gamma-like
Exons: 1
Coding region: 3-1154 (383 amino acids)
Biological process (GO): chemical synaptic transmission; nervous system process; regulation of membrane potential
Cellular component (GO): neuron projection; synapse; membrane
Molecular function (GO): neurotransmitter receptor activity; transmembrane signaling receptor activity; extracellular ligand-gated monoatomic ion channel activity
Source: RefSeq, a predicted model, not a curated record
CAAUGCAAUUGCUAAUUGUCUUAUUUUUUGUGUUAAUCGGAAGCGAUGCCUCGGAAAAGGACGCCUUGAAAUACAAAUUAUUAAGAAAUUAUGAUAAAACGAAGAAACCUGUUGAUAACGAUCAUGAUAUUGUAUUAGUAAAUGUAACACUUGUGAUAAAAAACAUAAUUGAAUUUGACAUAUUGAAUGGUGUAGCGACAAGUGAUCUGAUUUUCGGACUACAAUGGAACGAUAUGAAUCUUCAGUGGGACGAAUCGGUAAACAAUAUUAGUUACAUAAGUUUUGCACUAAAAUAUAUAUGGCACCCUACCAUAAACAUGUGUAACGGCGUAAUGGAUAGAUUCAAAAUUGACGAGGACACAGAAAUCUUUUUGCAACCUAGCGGAAACGUUUUCUUGUUUAUAAACAGAAAUUUCCAAACUUAUUGCCGGAUUAAUGUUAAUAAAUAUCCCUUUGAUGAACACGAAUGUGAUAUUUUAGUUUGUUUCAAUCACCAAAUAUUUAUGGUUGCAGCUAUCAGUGAAUUUAAUCAUUUUGCGCAGUUAGAAUCCACAUCCAGUCAAUGGGAUUUUAGGUUGGAAUUGAGUGAACGUAAAAGAAAGCCCAGCGCAGCGGCUGGUGUUGUAGCUCACGCCAAAAGAAAAGUUACUAGCGCCACAAUAACAAAAAUAAUACCCCCAGUAAUGCUAACAAUAUUGAUACUCUCUGUUCAUUUUUUACCACCUGAAUCUGGAGAAAAGGUUUCAGUUGCAAUUACCGUGUUCCUUGCAAAUAUUGUAUUUCUUUCUGAAACUGAGAAAAUAUUGGGUAAUAAGUCUCGUGAAGCAUCUAUGUAUCUAAUAUAUCUCCUGAUUCUGACAUUUGUGAGCGGAGUCUCUACUGUCGUUUCAGUUGCUAUAUCUAAACUCUAUGCACAUCCGAGGGGUACCAACAUAGAAUCAUCACCAGAAAUAACACAACAAUCAAGCUAUUCGAAGAAUAAAAUUGGGAUUAUAGAAUGUGCAAAUGAGCAAACUGUAAAAACAAAAUCUAAUAAUUAUUUUAAGAAAUGUUUUCUAAGCCACCAGAAACUUGAUAAAAUAUUUUUCUUACUAAUUAUUAUAUUCUUACUACUCUAUAUUAUAAUUGCUUUAUCAGCCUCUUCUGAGAAAUAA